Messenger RNA from Cydia pomonella (codling moth), 3190 nucleotides. RefSeq names its product leucine-rich repeat-containing G-protein coupled receptor 4-like. The record is from RefSeq and is a predicted model, not a curated record. NCBI's taxonomy places the organism in Eukaryota, Metazoa, Arthropoda, Insecta, Lepidoptera, Tortricidae. The transcript is spliced from 2 exons. Gene Ontology annotation, cellular component: extracellular matrix. Gene Ontology annotation, molecular function: protein binding. The coding region runs from base 333 to 2096 and encodes 587 amino acids.
GAGUUAGGUUUCGUUUGUUUUAUGAGAUUAAUUGUCUUGGUUGAGGCAAAACGUGUUAUAAAUACUGAAAUAGCAUGAUGCCCAAAUGAUCAAAGUGCGAGUGUGCGAGUUCAUGACAAAAGUUGGGUCCUGGGACUCCAGGGUUAAAACUGGUCAAUGGGGAGUGUUGGACGGGCCGCGCGGCGAGGGGCGCUCGAACACCCUUCCCUCGGCAUAACCCUCAGUCACCACCGCGACCGCGCGUUCUCGGCACGCCUCGGCGUUCGCUCCGCGCUAACUCUGCCAUGUGUACGGACAAACUUUACGCGAAUAAUUUUAAUUCUUAAUGCAAAAUGAAAGAAAAUAGUGAGCGUCAUUCGUGCGGUUUUCGAAGGAGAUGGAGACCUUUUUGGAUGAUGCUGUGGGUGAUGGUGAUGGUGGUAGAUCGCAGCUCUGGUGCUGAGAGUAUCUGUCCCGAGGAGUGCCGGUGUCACUCGCACUACGACGCGGACGAAGGGCACGAGCUGCGCGUCAGCUGCACGCGCGGCGGCAUGCGCGCUGUGCCUGUCGACUUCCUCGACCGCAACGCGCAGAUUCUGGUUAUUUCGGCGCCGCAGGAACGACCCAACUUCCUCACCAUCGGGCCCAUCUUCACACAACCAACACCGUUCGCCAAUCUUCGGCAACUCCACAUCGUCAAUUCAAACGUGCCCUCGAUAGGACAAUACUCCUUCUGGGGGCUCCAAAAUCUACAACUUAUCAACUUGACAUAUAACAAUUUAACCGCAAUAGGGACUGAUAAUUUCCGGGGACUCAUUAAUCUUACCGAACUACAUCUCGACCACAACCGUAUAGCGACAAUGCCGAGCGAGACUUUUAGACACCUCACAUCUUUGAGAAUAUUAAUUCUGGCAAACAAUCAAAUUUCCUCUCUAGUGCCUAGACUUUUUCGAAUGCUAGCUAAACUAUAUCAACUGGACUUGAGUUACAAUCCUUUAGCCGAUUUGAACCCUGAAGUGUUCAAAGACAUACAACACUUAAGAAUAUUCAAGUGCAGGAAAUGUCUUUUACGAAGAGUAAAUACACAGAUUUAUCAUUUGAUUCCUCAUUUAGAAGAGUUAGAUUUAGGAGAAAACCAAUUCAAAUAUCUCACCUCUGAUGAAUUUAUAAGUCUUAAGAAAUUAAAAAAGCUAAGACUGGAUGGAAACCAGUUGUCAGUGGUGGUGGACAACAUGUUCGGACGCAACCGAGAGUUGAAAGUGCUGUCCUUGGCCCGCAACCGCCUAGCGCUGCUCGCGCCCGCUGCGCUCACCAACCUAACCUCCCUUCUGCAUCUGGACAUCAGCCACAACAAAAUAGACAGGUUCCAUCUGCAGACUUUUGCGCCUCUUGUUGAAUCAUUGAAGACUAUCAAUUUCAGCGGAAACAACCUGCCAUUGAACGAGAUUGCGAUUGCUCUUCAGAUACUACCGGAAAUUCAUGGUGUUGGGCUUGCUAACCUUUCCCUGGAAAUUAUACCACCAAAUUUUUUUACGUAUAAUGAGCAUCUAAUUGCCUUAGAUAUAUCCUGGAAUAAAAUAGCAAAGUUUCCGUUUAAACUAUUGGCAAAAACCAAAUUUUUACAAAGACUAGACAUUUCACACAAUAAGUUACAAGCGUUAAGUGAGCAGGACUUGCAAAGACUGGAAGCCAUAGCGCAAAUUCAUUUGUCUAAGAACUUAUGGCAUUGUGAUCAGUGUUCGGCUGGAACCAUGCUAGUGUAUAUGUCUACUACAGUUCUUAAUUCUACCAUUAGAAGUCUUAAGUGCUAUUCGCCGAUGCGGUUACGGGGAACGAAUUUUGCGAACUUGAGUUUCGAUCGGUUGGAUCCGUGUCCCAGUACACACGAAGCUCAGAUGAGUGUCAUAGCGGGGCUGAUGUUGUUAUGUGUCGCAGUGUUGGCGGCUGUAGCGGCAGCGUUGUGCUACUCGCGGCGCCGCGCCGCUCAAUACUACACUAACGAGGAGAAGCGGCGUGAACACGAACACGACCACCCUGAAGAGCUAUUGGGACGGACCGAGCUGGGCAGCGUCGCUACGAUCCACGCGCCGUACCACCUGGUGUCGAAGGGCAGCUAACGGCGCGCUCCAACGCCGGCGCCGGCGCGCCCGCCCCGUGCACACAUCUUGCAGCUGCCACCCCGCCGCGAGCCUCUGGCCUCAGUCUCAACACCAGCGCUGGAUUCUCACCCGCUGCACUUCUUCCCUCCUCCUCCAGCGCCACUUCUAGAACCCGCUCUUUCGAAUGAUAUGUGAUAUGAGUACCAAGAUGAUCUUGUGUAAAGCCAAAGAUUAUGAACGUUCUAUGACUUUCACUAAAAGUAACUAUAGGUUCUAGAUUGGACAUUGUUGAUAGUGACUAUAGUUAGACAUCGACAUAAAAAAUAUCGAAAAAUAUUUUUCUACAACUAUAUAGUAUUUUAUAAGCGAUUUUAUCAAAGAUUUCCUGAAACAGGACGAUAACUAUAUUUAAAAUAUAAAAAAUGAGUUUGAGUAUUUAAUAGAUUAAGCAAAUUCUUAAUCUUAAAAUUAAAACAUUUACGUUAAAAACGUUCAUCUUUUGUUUCUUAUUACAGGCAGUGUAUUUUUUAUCGUAGUCAUGAUAUGGUAUGUAAUAGUUAAUUGUACAACAAGAGAGCAAAGUUUGAUAUUUCUUCGCAUGCUUAUUUUGAGUCCCGUGCAAGUGAAAGAUUCUAUAAUAGAUUCACGAGCGUAGCGAGUGAACCUAAUUUAGAAUCUUGAGCGUAGUAAGGGACUCAAAAGCGCACGAGAUGUAAAUAACUUUAAUCUCGUGUAGUACACAAAAUUUUUCACGACAGCAGUAAGAACAUGUUUCAAGCUAAAAAUACAACCUGAAAAAAUUUAAUCCGUCUUCAUCACUAUUUUACUCAUGUUUUCUUAAGGUAUUAAGUUUAAUUACCGCAAUAAAACAAAACGAAAGAAAUUUCAAUAAAAUAAGACGGAAAUAAUGAAAUAACAAACAUCAAUCGACAACUUUUUUGUAAAAAAAAAGUUUGUAAGAUACGGUCCGAAUUGCGGAUACGACUAUUUGUCAACUGUAGUAGAGAUCGUUAAAAGUAGAAUUAUUUACUUUGCGUAACAAUUGCGUAAUUUUUUAAGUUCAUUGUUUUGAUUGUAUAAUAAAAUACGUAAAAUAUGGUGAUUUUAUUAAA